UGCAGUGAUGUAACUCUAAUAUGAGUGCUUCCCGACUUCCAUAUAAAGUGUCAGACUUUGCCAAAAGUUUAGAUGAAGACGAAUUUAAAAUAUACUGUAAAGUACUUGAAGAUCUAAAAUGUAGUGAUCCGUUGGUAUUGGACCUAAAUUUAUUCAAAUGUGGAAGUGAACUAGAAACGUUAAUCCCUCCAAUAACUAAGAACCACAUGAUUAUUCAUUUAGUCGUGGGGCGUAAUUGCAGUGACGGUGAAAAAGUUGAGGCCAUAAACAAUUUAUUGUCCUCAGAACAAUACUUGACUAAUACCUUCUUGGACAAACUUCUUGCAUUCCCCUUGCCAAAUGGAAUUGUGAUUCUCAGAAGCCAUAUAAUUCACUCACAAACUUUAUCUGCUAAGCCAGCCACACCAUGGGUUGGAUUGCAAAGCGAUGGAAAAAUUUUAUUUGCUGUCUGUGACUGUGUUGCUGGACUAGGUAACAGCUGUAUUCAUGUCAGUGCAUUACUACAACAAGCCAUCCAUGAGCACCAAAAGGAUAAAUCGACAACCACAAAUGCAACAACCAUAAGUGCUGAAAAUAGAAUUCCUGUAACAUCACUGCCAUGUAACUGGAAUAAACCAGGAAAGGGUCCAGUAACUAUUGGAAAGAUUGGUGAUUUAACAACACUCCUUCCUAGGAAAAAAAGCAUUUCAGGGAAUCACAUUUUGCCAGUAACUGAUGAAGAAUUUAAUCAGUGUAACGCAGAAUUGGCUCUAUUACCUUUUCUUCCUGUAACCUUGUCAACUAUUGACCACUACGCUUCUUCUUUUACACCACCUACAGUGGCAAACAAAGUCCCAAAAUAUCUAACAACGUUUUUUGAUUGCAACCUAGAGGGGAAACCUUUUAAUGUAGUGGAAGAAGAAUGCGAACGUGUGUUGCAAUUAGUAACCCUAACUCGUGAUGAGCAAGAUGCAGUUGAACUGGUAACAAGAAAUCAAAGUUCCUGCGAAGAAUGGGGCAAUCAACGAGGUGGACGUAUAACAGGAACUAAGAUCUUCCGUGUCACAAAAUUCGAUUUUUCAAAACAAUUAACUCCUGGAAGCACACAAUUCAUUUUAGAAAUAUGCUACCCAGAGAUUAGUAAGUUCAAUGGUAACAAGUAUACCAGGUACGGAAUCAAAAAUGAGCCACUUGCAGCCAAAAAGUUUUCAAGUCAUGUUAAAGAAAACAAUCUACAUUCUAAUUUUGAUUGCAAAUGUGUUGGAUUAAUUAUAUCCAUCACUCACCCUUUUCUGGCAGCGUCACCUGACCGUAUCUGUCACUGCGAAUGUCAUGGGAAAUUCGUACUGGAAAUUAAAUGCCCUUUCCGCGUAAGCGGUUUGAAGAUCAAAGAAUACUCUCUUAAAAACAAAGAUUUCUUUCUAAAAGUGAAUCAUUCCACAGACAAUAUGUAUCUAGAGAAAGAUCACGAAUACUAUUACCAGAUACAACUUCAAAUAUUCGUAGCAGAAUGCAGAGAAGCGGUACUUGCUGUUUUCAACGGUUACCAGGAUAUGGAAUAUGUAACGAUCAAACGUGAUGAAGAAUUAAUUGAAAAGAUGAUUUCCAAAGGAAAGUUGUUUUUUCUUACGUACUUACUGCCUGAGUUAAUUUCUAAGAGAUUCAGUUCGGCAAAAAUUCUUCCAAACAGCGUUUUAUCUUCAACUGCAAGCACACAUCCAACUCUAAAUCAGUUUAUUUACUCUUGCCAAGAUAACACCAAAACUGAUGAAACAGUUUCUUGUUCAAGUGAAUUGUGCGUAAUCAAAAUUUACCACAAAAAAUGUACGAAAUCAAUUAGGUUCCCAACAAACUGGAUGUGUGUUUCUUGUAAAAAAGAAACUGCCAAAUUGAAAAGAUUGGAAUUAAAAAAAAACCGUGAAAAAGCUACAUCUACUACUUCAUUGAACAAUGAAACUCAACAACCACUUCCUACUGCAGUUGUUAUUAGUAAUGCCAAAGAUGACCAACAGCUGCAGAACACACCUGAACUAAUAAACAUUGAUAAGCCUACCUCCGAUGACUCAAACAAAGAGAAUAAUGAUCCCUCCGCCUUAAUUGUUUCCGGUAAAAAAACACGUGGCCGUCCAAAGAAAAAGCACUCACAAACAACGUUAAAUAAUCCUGUAAAUAAAACAUUGAAAGUGUUGGGGACAAUAAAUAUUUAAUUAUUCUGUGAAA
Molecule: messenger RNA, 2199 nt
Organism: Daphnia magna
Lineage: Eukaryota; Metazoa; Arthropoda; Branchiopoda; Diplostraca; Daphniidae
Exons: 6
Coding region: 21-2186 (721 amino acids)
Source: RefSeq, a predicted model, not a curated record